CAGUCGCGGGUCCUUCAAAUGCUGGCCAACCUAGUACUGUGAGUACUAUGACCGUCGCGUGACUCUGUAGUUGAACAUACUCCUAAACCCUAUGGCGCCCCUUCUUCCUCCGUCGCCUCCUUCGGGCAGCCCGAGGCUGCUCAAGAGCGGCAGCGGCAGCGGCAGCGAGUGGAACGUGGUGGUGCAGAGGAACGUCAAGUCCUUGCUGCUGCUCCUGCUAGCCAUCUCCACGGUCGCCGCAUUCUCCAUCCUCUACUCGUCCCGGAGCUUGACGGUGGCCAGGACGGCCGACGAGGCGCUGACGCAGAGCCCACUGCUCGCCGCCCUCGACAUGAGCAGCCGGAUACCAGAGGAUGACGACGAUCAAAGCGACGAGCCAACGUUCCCUGCGGACGACAGCGUGACGCCUGAGCAGAGCACAGCUGCAGAGGUCGUCUCCUUGCCGGCUGCUGCACCGAGCACAGCUGGUCCAAGUGAGUCAGCCAUGCAGCUCGAGGAGAAAUGCGACAUUUCCAGGGGCAAAUGGGUGCGGGAGCCGAACGGCCCGGUGUACACCAACCUGACGUGCCCCAUGCUGCCGGACUUCAAGAACUGCCAGAAGUUUGGCAAGGACGAUGGCCACCUCUACUGGCGGUGGCAGCCGGACGGCUGCGAGCUGCCGCGGUUCGUGCCGGGGCGGUUCCUCGACGUCGUCCGUGGGAAGCGGCUCGCCUUCAUCGGCGACUCGCUGGCCCGCAACCAGAUCGACUCCCUGCUCUGCCUCCUGUCCCAGGCUGAGGCGCCCGUGGACGUGUACUCGGACGCGUUCGACAAGUUCCGGACAUGGCACUUCCCCGCGCACAAUUUCACGCUCAUGGUGAUGUGGACGGAGUUCUACGCGCACGCCGUCCCCGUAGUCGGCGCCGACGGGAAGCCCACCUCCUCCUUCGACAUCCACCUCGACAGGCUCGGCGCCGACUGGACGAGCCGCCUGCCGGGCCUGGACUACGCCGUCAUCUCGGGCGGCAACUGGUUCUUCCGCGUCAACUACCUCUGGGAGGGCGGCCGCCGCGUGGGCUGCCUCAACUGCGCCGGCAACGACGCCAACCUCACCGACUUGGGCGUCGCCUACGCCGUCCGCCGCGUCGUCAGGGCGGCCGUGGAGGGCAUCGCGCGCUGCCGUGGCUGCAAGUCCAACCUCGUCACCUUCCUGAGGACCUACUCGCCCGACCACUUCGAGCACGGCUCGUGGUUCAACGGCGGCUACUGCAACAGGACGGCGCCGCUGGAGGAGCGGGAGGUGAGCAUGGAGAGCAUCGCGUGGGAGCUGAGGAAGGUGCAGAGGGAGGAGCUGAGGCGGGUGAGGGCGACCAAGAGGAGUUUCGGGGUGCUGGACGUGACCAAGGCCAUGAUGAUGCGCGCCGACGGCCACCCUGACAAUCACUUCGACAGCAGGUGGAUGAGGAACGGCAGCGACUGCUUGCACUGGUGCCUGCCGGGACCCGUCGACAUGUGGAACAGCGUGCUGCUCCAGAGGCUCGCGGAGGUCACGCCGCCGCCGGUCGCGCGGUGAUCAUCCGGCCUCGCGUACGCACGUGGUUUUGCGUUGUCGGCGUUGUGCUGUACGUUGUUGUCCCAAGUUAAUUAGGAAUCAUGCGUGCAUCUUUUUGAAAGUUGUUAACUGUAUAAAACCCGCCGCAAAAAUUGUACUCCUACUUAAACUGGUGAAAGAUUUUUGUACUACACACAGAGUGGCGCAUCAUUUUGAAACU
Hordeum vulgare subsp. vulgare (domesticated barley) is the source of this 1751-nucleotide messenger RNA. Its product is annotated as protein ALTERED XYLOGLUCAN 4-like. Bases 92 to 1552 code for a protein of 486 amino acids. The transcript has 2 exons. Gene Ontology annotation, molecular function: O-acetyltransferase activity. The record is from RefSeq and is a predicted model, not a curated record. Gene Ontology annotation, cellular component: Golgi apparatus. NCBI's taxonomy places the organism in Eukaryota, Viridiplantae, Streptophyta, Magnoliopsida, Poales, Poaceae.